Molecule: messenger RNA, 408 nt
Organism: Pelobates cultripes (western spadefoot toad)
Lineage: Eukaryota; Metazoa; Chordata; Amphibia; Anura; Pelobatidae
Source: the annotation of a GenBank genome assembly
AUGCACCGCCUCAGACGGCCGCAACACCUGCUGCCUUCCACAGAAAGGGAUGUCAUCGCACGCAUACACUUUUUCCACGUGAAAGAACAAAUCGUAGGAGUGAGCAGAACGGCAGGCAUGCCGGACCCGUAUGGACACAUCAAAAUUUUUGCUGACUUAUCAGCAGAAACAUUGCAGUACAGGAAAAAUCUGGCCCAGAUCACAGCCACCCUGCGAGAGAAGAACAUCGCCUACAGGUGGAGAUACCCGGCCAAACUACUGAUCCACCAUGAAGAAAAAAUGCACGUAAUACUUAACACAGAAAUGGGGCUCAUUAAACUCAAGGACUGGGGCAUACAAGUCACAGAGGAGAUGAAACAACACCGUCACAAAACUCCCAGAGUAACAAGAGACUGGUCAACCACCUGA